Molecule: messenger RNA, 3708 nt
Organism: Acipenser ruthenus (sterlet)
Lineage: Eukaryota; Metazoa; Chordata; Actinopteri; Acipenseriformes; Acipenseridae
Product: mineralocorticoid receptor-like
Exons: 3
Coding region: 427-2196 (589 amino acids)
Source: RefSeq, a predicted model, not a curated record
GACUCCCCUCAGUCUGUUUUUAUCAGUGCUCUGUCGAAAAGCUACAAAAUCAGAAAUCUAAGGUUUACGGGAGAUUGUGAAAAUAAUAACAAGCUGUUUUGGGGUUACGGUUUUGGUGUAUAUCACCCUUCGGCUGUUCGUAUCACGACUAGCUGGGAAACACAACUGUAUACUUACUUUGCGCCGGGAACUGUCACAACUGAAAUUGGUGGAUGCAUGGAAACAGAAAAUAAUAAUUUUUACUGUGUGAGAUAUCGGGGGACAAAAACGACGCUUUUCCCCUUGGCUUACCAACAACACAUCCACCUGACCAAGUUAGAUGUAGUAAUUAAGUUGGUGCUGAGACUUUCCAGUGGGCAUCUACCGUCUCAUAGAGCCCGCUAAAGCUGAAAGCUGAUUGGCUGAUGGUAUACCCAUGAAACAACUAUGGAGACCAAAAGACACCAAUGCUUCCUUGAUAGAAUGAACUGUGAGAAAAUGUUGAGUCAAGUGCCUAAAUCAAUGGAAAACAGCUGUUCUUUGGAUGAAAAUCAGACCGAAGAUAAUGCAUUGAUGGAGAUCCUAAAUGUCACAGCUACUGGCUUCAAGGAAAAUGGUGGGAACAAGUUGGAACAGGCUCUGGCUUUUCAGCAUCAGAAUCAGAAAUUUGUUUUCCCAACUUUAAAUAAUAACAACAAUAUUAAGCUGGAGACAGACUCCAAGGAACUUUCCAAAACUGUGGCUGAGUCUAUGGGCUUGUAUAUGAACUCUGUAAGAGAUAUAGAUUAUAGUUUUGGUCAACAGAAUCAACAAGGACAUCCAAGCCCUGUGAAGGGCUAUCCAAACAGUGGGCAGCAGAUUUAUACAAGUGAAGAGAAUCUGUCUGCAUCAGCUACGAGCCCCAAAAUGAACACUUUGGGUUCACUUAUCUCAUCCCCUUACUCUGCAAUCUCCAACCUUUCUAAUAUUAAUUCUAUGGAGUGCUCAGCCAGCAGCCCAGCCAACACCAGCAAUAUGGCUGCUUCUGUUUAUAGUCCCCAGAACACAAACGCCUCUAUUUCCAGCCCUGUCAGUAACAAUCUGGUGUCUUCAACCACCAGCCCUCUUGUGGAUCCUUGUACUGCUGUCAGCAGCCCCAUUGAUUAUAGCUCUGGGGUAUCAAACCUUGCUAAUGUACAUGCAAGAAACUCUACUGCUUGUAGCCCCACAAAUACCAGUAAUAUGGGCUCUCCACUUUCAAGUCCUCUUAAUACUAUGAGAUCGCCCAUCUCGAGUCCCCAAAGUAUGUGCAGUGUGAAAUCUCCUGCCUCGAGUACUGCUAACAUGAGAUCUUCUGUAUCAAGCCCUAUUGGUAAAAACAUUAACAUUAACAACAUGAGAUUCUCCAUUUCAAGUCCUUCGGCUGUUACAAAUAUGUCAGUAGUAAGCCCUCCAUAUAACUCGACAGGGUUUCCCAUCUCCAGCCCUGUUGGUGCACUUGGUCUGGUUCAGAAUGAUAUUAACAGCCCAGAUGACAGAGACCACGAUAUGAAAAGGUUUGAAUUUCCAAAGGUUGAAAAAACAGACGGCGAAAUAUAUAGUUGUGGGGUAGACGUGAUGGGCAAGUUCAUUAAAAAUGAACCUGGCACUGGUUUUGAUAACAUGUGUCUUUUAAGUGACAACAAGCCAAACUUACCCAGUUCUCAUUUUGCCACACAUGUUAAGAAUGAAUCGGAUAAAGGGUCGUCUUGCCUGAAUGCACACUAUAACGGACAGCAGCAACCUUUAACCCCCUUUCCUGUUUCAGAAACCACUUACUUGUCUUUGAGGGACAAUGUAGAUGAGUACAGCCUUUCUGGGAUUUUAGGACCACCUUUUGAUUCAUUAAAUGGCAAUUAUGACCAUGAGGCAUUUUCUAACAAUGACUUGCCUAAGAGAAUUAAACAGGAGCCUGACGAUGGCUGCUAUUAUCAAGAGAAUAAUAACAUGCCGACAUCGGCUAUUGUUGGAGUUAAUUCAGGUGGACAUUCAUAUCAUUACCAGAUUGGAGCGCAAGGAGCAAUGUCUUUUUCACAACCUGACGCGAGAGACCAAUCAAACCCUCUUCUAAAUCGAAUUUCUCCUGUUACGGCUGUGAUGGAGACAUGGAAAUCUCACUCUGGCCUGUCACAAGGCUCUCUGCCAUCAAGGGGCGAUGGCUAUCUGCUGCAAAGAUGUAUUCCAGAAAACAUGAGGUGAGGGAAAAUAGUUUUACAUUAAAGUUAUAGAAAAUAUGCAUUUACCUGAACCGUGUACAUGAUAACAUAAGAUAGAGUAGUCAUCUAAUUGACUUGCUUAUAAGCUUUACCUUAUAGUUUGAUUGAGCAUUUUAAAGUUAUUUAUGAGUAACAUUUGAGCCAUAAAACAUGACUUACUUUUGACUAAAUGACUAAAUGUAUUUCAGAAUAGAUACUGAGCUACAGAUAAUUAACCCUUUGCGGUCCAUUUAUUCAGCACCUGUCAGGCGCGUCAGGUCUAAUUUAUUAUUUAUUUUCACAUGAGCUGUUUAAAAGUAAUUUUAUUCACUGUAAAACAGGUUUAAAUAUCAAAAGGACACUCAGUACUGCAUCUCCAGCUCUGCCCCACUCCUUGUUCGCUUUAUUUAUCACAUAUCUCUUCAUAGUAGUGCAUACUGCUCACUCGAUUUAUCACCAAACUCCUCAAUAAUGCUAUCCAAGUUGUUAUUUUAUUACUAUAACAGCUUGGCAAAUGUCCACUAUUGUCUUUGAGAGCUGGAUGCGGAAGCAGCUAUCUUGUUUGUUUAUGUCCAUGUUAUGUCUGUGGUGAAGGGACUAUGCGUAUUGCUCAGAUCCGCCUCCGUUUUUUUUUUUCUCGACUUCUCUCGGCUUCUGUCGGCCUCUCUCGGCCAUUGAUAGCUUUUCUCUGCUUUUUCCAGAGAAGAAACGACUAGGGACCUGUGUAUGAUGCCUUUUUGAUGAUGUCAGACAGAGUCCGACAUCAGACUGGAAAGGAAAAAUUGUAAUGUCGGACUUGGUCUGACAUAGGACCGCAAAGGGCUAAUAAUGGAGGAUAUUGGUCCUGUGUCAGAGUACUCGUAAAGCAAGCUUUGUUCACAGAUAAACAGCUGGUCAGCGUAUGUAUAACAAUAAAAUAGGCACCUGGGAACAAAAUGUGCCAAAAAUUCUUUGCACAACUUUAGACUAUAAACAUAUUUCCCUCAUUGCUCUAUAGGUAAAUUAAUUUUAUAACGGGCUAUGGGAUGUAUUCAUUCUUAGACAACAGGGUUCACAGAAGGUAUUCUAGUAGUAUUAUUGCACUUACUGUAAACCAUACUGUAUUUAAAUAUUAACCUUACACUGUAACCCUGUACUGCCCUGUAACACCUGUUUUUCUGAUUAUUCAGGUAUUUUUAGGGAUUGUCUUACUAGAACAGUGCUGGCUGUGGUUAUACUAUUUUGUAUUUUAAACAUAAAAUGGCAGAUGCUCUUGUUGCUGUCAUUUCUAGAUCUUGGUAAAUGUAAUGAGUAUGUGGAUACUGUACACAUGCAUUGUGACUGCAAGUUGUUUUUCUUUUACUUAUACAAAUCAUGUGGAAAUGGGAGCUGUUUGUAAAUUGUAGUGUAAAUUAGUAUAAUGUGGUAAAUUACAAAUUAGGUUGUAGAGUAUUCAGCCAUGAUAACAUGUUCAGUUUUUGUAUGUGAAUCUUUUCCUCUAUCAAAAAAAAAAAACAACAAAAAUAAAAACUUUAAU